AUGGACUUUACAGAAAUCUACAAACAAUCCGGAAACCUUGCGUCGUUUAGCCCAGGCGCUCACUUCAUUCUCAACGUCGUCGAAAACACCUUGAUUGUCAGGCGAACGGACACUCUACAGAUCACGCGCACAUGGACAGUCAGCGCGCCUUCCAGCACAGCUACCAUUCUGUCCAACUCAAAACCAACCCCAUUAAGCUCAGGAGUCUCGCAAGAAGCGUGGAUAUCUCAUGCUGGUUGGUCUUGCGACUCUGAAUAUCUCCUUGCUGCUUCCGCGAAGAAAGGCAUAGUAGAGGUUUUCAAGCUCCGGGACGAAAAUUGGAAUGCCCGAAUCGAAGCCGGUGUUGAAGGCCUCCUCAAAGCUGAGUGGGCACCGGAUGGUCGCCACAUUCUCUGUUUUUCUCAGUGGGGCCUUCGAGUUACCAUUUGGUCUUUAGUCACCGGCAAUGCCACAUACAUACAGUUCCCAAUACACCCUGAUAAAGGUUAUGCUUUCCGUUCGGAUUCCCGUUACUUUGUCUUGGCUGAGCGACAUAGAUCAAAAGACGCCAUCGGUGUGUAUGACGCAACUGACGGUUACAAACUAGUACGGCAUUUUCCUGUACCGACGUCCAAUCUGUCAUCGCUGGCUUUAUCCCCGACUGGUAAUCAUAUCGCCGUUUGGGAGGGUAUUUUGGAGUACAAGUUGCAGAUCUUGUCUCUAGCUGGAGAUGUGCAAGGGACUUUUUCACCCAAGCCAAAUCCAGGGUUCGGCGUUCGUAAUGCAGCUUGGCAUCCUGCUGGGAUGUUCCUUGCCGUGGCAGGAUGGGAUGAUAAGAUCCACAUCCUUGAUGGCCUAACUUGGUCUGCCGCUGCAACACUCGAGUUGUCAAGUAAGAUACCAGCAGGCGCUACGCUAUGGCGGGAACCGUCAAAUUGGCUUGAAACUACGCAGGGUCGAGGGUUUCUAUCUUAUGAACGACUACAAGGCCCACAAACAAUCAGCUUACAGCGCACAGAUCCGACGAAGCCGAACCCAAAGUCGGGUGCGGUCCAGCUUGAAUGGAAUAAGACUGGCACGUUACUGCUAGUGCGGUUUGGAAACUGCCCCACGGUAGUCCAUUUGUACGAUUUUCCAGCAUCAUCGGAUCCAUUUGUUCCCCGACUGCGUUGUCUUCUUCAACACGCGAAGCCAGUCCUGCAGGCACAGUGGAACCCGGUCCGUAUAGGCAGCUUGGCCCUGUGCAGCGGGAGUAGUAGUAUCUAUACAUGGAGUGACGAAUGGAUUGGAGAGAAUGGGGUAGAGGAAGAUAUGGCAGAGUGCAUCGGUGUACCAGCGAACACAAAAUUUGAAACAAGAAGUAUUAAAUGGGCUCCCGACGGCAAAGGGCUGGUAUUGUUAGACAAGGAGGUGUUUUGUUGCGCGUUUGAGGUGGAAGAAGAUAGUACGGAAAGCUAA
This is a messenger RNA of Suillus fuscotomentosus, 1437 nucleotides long. RefSeq names its product WD repeat-containing protein 8. The record is from RefSeq and is a predicted model, not a curated record. Lineage: Eukaryota; Fungi; Basidiomycota; Agaricomycetes; Boletales; Suillaceae. Gene Ontology annotation, molecular function: protein binding. The transcript has 10 exons. Gene Ontology annotation, cellular component: microtubule organizing center; mitotic spindle; MWP complex. Gene Ontology annotation, biological process: protein localization to mitotic spindle pole body; mitotic sister chromatid segregation; microtubule anchoring at mitotic spindle pole body. Bases 1 to 1437 code for a protein of 478 amino acids.